GGUUUCUGUGCAGACCAUUUUUUCCUCUCCUUGCAGCUCUGCAGAGAACAGUGACACUAUCUUUGCUGCCUCAACCAUGGACAUACGUGUUUUCAAGGUGGUGCAGCUAACCUUGGCCUGGGCAUUGUUAUCCGGCCACGAUGCUGUGAUGGCUACCGAGCCGGGGGUCAAACCAGCUUUCCUACGUGGAACUCAGCCAUCCUCCCAUCAUCAGUCUUCCACUGAUGCCAGCAACACGCUUCUCUCUAGCAGCACAGGUUUAAUGACAACCACACUGCUAAGAACAACAGCAAAACAGGAACAGACUGCCACGCAAAUAGCGAACCAUCAGCUGGUAACAACAGCAUCAGCACUCAACACGAUGACUGAUGGAAGAGCUAAUGUCACCCAGUUGACCAACCAGACAACUCACGCUAUAUUAACUACAGAUAAGAACACGACUGCAAUGGCCAACCAAACUGUGAGUCACGCAGUAAAUAUUACAGCAGCAUCCAAGAUAACUUUAAAGACAACCCCAAAGUCAACUAAUCAAACAACAACUCACAAAACAACAAAAACUACAGCCACAACCAAGAAAACCACUGGUCACCCAAGAACCCAAGUCACUACGCCUGCAACUACAACUGCUGUACCGCCUACCCUUGCUCCUCACCCAUCACCACCCCAGACUGGAAAUUACAGUGUCACUGAUGGAGAAAUGACCUGUGUGCUAGCAGUGAUGGGACUGGGGCUGAUCGUCCACAAUACGGUGAAGAGGGAUGUGGGCUACUUCAAUAUUGAUCCUAACAUGACUCAAAUAUCUGGAACCUGUGUAAUGGAGGAGUCAGUGAUAACCAUAUCAUUUAAUGGAGGGACAAUACGCUUCACCUUCUUAAAGAAAGAUCCAGAAUAUUAUGUCAGUGAACUUGAGGCCAACUUAGAGAUACCUAAUGAAGGUUCGUGGAAGAAGAUAAUUAUAAAGCCCAUGUUUACAACUAAACUGGGGGAUUCCUUCAAGUGUCUCAGCAAACAGACAGUGGACUUGGAGAACCACUUCCAGCUGAUCAUUGUUAACAUGCAACUACAAGCUUUCAAAAUUGUUGGUAACACGUUUGGGAAAGAGGAAGAAUGUCCCCUGGAUAGAAACAAGAAUACAGUUCCUGUAAUAGUGGCCCUGAGUAUCCUGGCAAUCGUUGUCAUUGCAUUCAUCACGAUACUGAUUGCCAGAAGGAAGACAAAUAGAGGAUACGAACGCAUCUGAAUUGCCAGUGUGCUUCGCUGUAUGUGCAUGGACAAGCACCCAGCUGGCGUCAACAUUGGUGACCUUACAAUUGGCUUGUGUGAUUGUUUUAGUCCUCAUGGUAGUUACCCUUUGUGGGAUCUGCCAUUAGCGCUGACUGCAUGCAUACCAGAGAAUGCGGCUGAUCAAAAUAAUUUCGUAUCAGUGAGAACGACGGUACACGGAGAGCUCUGAGAGUUUCAAGUCUAGCAUAACUGUUCCUUCUAACAAAGCUGUUAGAGCAGUGUAAAAUGCCAGAGUGUGUCAGUCUAGAUUUGAAGUCAAGUAUCUGCUCGUUAUACUGACUAUAUGAAUCUAAAAGGAAGGAGAACAGUUGUGUUAUAAUUCACUUGCACGUCAAAAUAAUAGUUUCAGUUCUUCUUUAAAAAAAUCCGGCUUCUUGAUUUUUAUAAUACAGUUUAUAGUACAUUCUAAGGAAAUGGGUUAAUUUAAGGAAAAAAAUUUUGGAAAAAUGAACCAGCCAAGUGCAUGCAACAUAGAUGCUACUGUCUGAGCUUGUUACUGGAAUCAUAUUGGCACAGAUGCUUGGAUUACUGAGGUAGCUCAGCACCCAAACUCUUCCGACCUUUUUAAUUUAGAUUUCUUUUUCAUUUAUAGCUAAGGUUUGCAUAGGGUUCUUGUAAAUAGCUAGCAUCCACUGAAAUCACAAAUGUUGGGCUACCUGAUCUGUACGGUCUCCAAUCUUGCAUCAACCAUAAGAUUUUUUUUUGUUUUGCUCAUUGUGUGGCAGCAUUUAUCAAUUAAUCUUCAGUCUUUUAAUAUUUGAUACAGCAUUGUAGAACGUGAUUUUAUUUUUGCUAUAACUAUUCUCAAUGGCUGACAAUUCCUGUUUACCUGUCUGGCAACCUCUGUCAGUCUUACGGCAUUCAAUGCCUGUUCUUGACUAGAAUUAGUCAUACUAUUGGUGACAGAGAAGUUGGAUUGCAUGUUGCUUGCUCACUUUUUCCUAUUGCAUUUAUUUUUUGGAAAAAAUGCCUCAGCUCCUUUCCAUGCUAUGAGUAGAGCUGAAAUUGCAUCGCACAGCACAGGUGCAAUCUACACUGCAAAAGCGGCAUUAGGGCCAGAUACACAGCAGUGAAAAAUGCAGCUCGAUAUAUAGUCAUUAUAGAUUGAUGAUUUAUACCAGUGGAGCAUCCACCAUGCUUUCCUGAUUUGCACCAACUGAGAUUCUGGCCCUUAAUGUGCAAUCAUAUUCUAACCCAAUUGCAACACUCAGCCUGCCUCAAUCCCCACCAUAUAUGCUUUCUUCAAGAAACGUGAACAACCUGCACCAAAGACAUCUGCAAAGGCAAUUGCUCGGUCAGGAAAUAUUGUUUGCCUGAGUUUUAUGGGGGUUUCAUGGCGAGUUUUAUGGGAGUUUUAUGGGGAGCCAGAAUGGGGCAGCAACUGCACCCUAAAUUGCUGAAUACAUACCUUUUUUUUUUGGCAGAUGUAUGUGAUCCUUUCCUGCCUGAGCUUAGCUUAAUGCUUGGUAGGUAGUUUAUCUUCCAAGGGCGUGUUUAAAUAACGAAGCUCCUAGGGCAUCCCUGCUUCAGUAGGAGGGCCCUAUAGAUGUAUUGCCUCUUGGUUGCAGGAUUGUUCAAUGUUCUGUUGUAAGAAACAUUCCAUACCAAACGUGGGUCCCUAAGGAGCAACCUGGAGAGGUUUUCAAGGAGAUCUUGCUAUAAAAUGUCUUGUAUAAAUAGAUGUGCAGUCACCAUAAGACUACUAUUGGCACUGAGCCUUUUCUUUUAC
Alligator sinensis (Chinese alligator) is the source of this 3013-nucleotide messenger RNA. It is a transcript of the gene LAMP3, whose product is annotated as lysosomal associated membrane protein 3. The transcript is spliced from 7 exons. NCBI's taxonomy places the organism in Eukaryota, Metazoa, Chordata, Crocodylia, Alligatoridae. The record is from RefSeq and is a predicted model, not a curated record. The coding region runs from base 77 to 1240 and encodes 387 amino acids. Gene Ontology annotation, cellular component: membrane.